CGUUAACCCCGCGGUGCAUCUUCCUCGGUUUCCUCGCUUGCAUGGGCGUGACCUCGCUCAGGCUUUUGUCUCGUCAAGGGAAAUUUCAACACCGCGCCGUACUGGCUGUCGUGGUUACAGAAUCAACUUCACCCACGCUGCCAUGGCUGGACUGGCGCGCAAGAUUGUCGUCUGCGCCGCAAUUGACGGGCUUAUAAUCCAACCGCUUACCUCAAGGGGCCAGCGUCCAUUCUCGCCUGUACAGAUUCGUUACGGCGAUUCCGUUAUAUCCGAUGUGUCUAGAGAUCAUAUUCCCAAUAUUUCGCAGGAUGACGACUCAUUCGAAGCUUUCGGAGUGAUUGGCUUGGUGACUGUUUCGAAAAUCAGCUUUCUCAUCACCAUCACGCGGAGACAUCAGGUAGCACAGAUAUUUGGUCACCCGAUAUACGCAGUUACCGGAGUUGCUAUUACACCAUGCUCUUCCAAAGACCGGGCAACCAAGUCGAUCCGAAAAACGUCCCGCCAGCUGGAGAGCCAGCCCCCAUCUUCUGACGGCGAACAAACUGAAAGCAGUGAUGAUGAGGUUGAAAUACAUGGACUUCCUGACGAAGUAGACGAUGCUGUGGUAGAUGUGCCAUCCCCCGAACGCUCUGCCCGCAACAGCAUUGCCGAAGACGUCUUCCGAAGGCGUGGAAGCUACGGAAAGUUUGCUCAGCGUUGGUUUUCCCGCGAUGCUUGGAGUACAGGGAAAAAGAGUGCCAUGGGCAUACCUGAAGCAUCCGCCGCGCCGCUAACAGACACCACAAGUGUGGUUGAUACACGCAAGAUACCCGAGGCGAAUGAGGUGGCGACGACGAGUCUUCUACCGAAGCUGAUUCACGCCAUGUAUGUGCUCUUUGGUUCUUCAAAAAGCUUCUAUUACUCGUACGAUAUCGACAUUACGAGGAGCAUUAUGGGAACACCUCUCAAAGAUAACGUGGAGAAGCCCUUGUAUACUGCAGUUGAGGAGGACUUCUUCUGGAAUCGAUCCGUCUUGGCCCCGUUUAUAGAGGCACGACAGGAAGCCCUGGCACUCCCAAUCAUGCAGGGCUUUGUCGGACAAAAGUCGUUUACGGUGGAUAGCAGCCCGCCACAAGUGGACGAGCCUGCAGUGGAAUCGAUGGAGAUGCGAACCCUUUCCCCCGCCCGCGAUCCUGAAACCGAAAAGACCACCCCAGAUGCUUCUAAGCGACGAGAAUCGGAGAGAACAUAUUUGCUUACGCUCAUAUCCCGCCGUUCCACUCAGCGGCCCGGCCUCCGAUAUAUGCGACGCGGCAUUAAUGAAAAUGGCUAUACCGCCAACACGGUUGAGACAGAACAAAUAUUAUCUGGCGAAAACUGGGAGAGCAAGCGGCCAAUCCAGUCGUUUGUCCAAAUGCGAGGAAGCAUACCUCUUUUCUGGUCACAGACACCGUACGCUCUCAAGCCCAUUCCUGUCGUUCAGCACUCUCCAGAGCAAAACUACAGGGCCUGCAAGAUGCACUUUCAGCGUAUAAUCGAUAGAUACGGCCAGAUACAAGUCGUAAAUCUGGUGGAGAAACACGGCAUCGAGGCGCCUCUUGGAAACCUGUUUGAGCAAAAUGUCGAGACUCUGACGAAAGAGCUGGGAGACUCCGAGUUGUCAUUUGAAUGGUUCGACUUCCAUCAUGCCUGCCGCGGUAUGAAGUUUGAGAAUGUUAGCGACCUCCUUUUGCGCGUCAAGGACCGCCUUGAGACCUUGGGAAGCACUGUUCAGGCUGAUGGAAAGGCGUCGCAUACUCAAUCCGGAGUCUUUAGAACCAAUUGUAUGGACUGUCUUGACAGAACAAACGUGUGCCAAAGCUCCUUCGCCAAGCAUAUGCUGGAAUACCAGCUGAAAGAGGAUGGUAUCGACAUGAGCGCCCAGAUCGACCAGCAGACAAUGUGGUUUAAUGAGCUUUGGGCAGACAACGGUGAUGCCGUGUCGAACCAAUAUGCAUCCACAGCCGCCAUGAAGGGUGAUUAUACCCGAACGCGCAAGCGUGACUAUAGAGGCGCUCUUAAUGACUUGGGUCUAUCGCUCACACGCCUCUACAAUGGGUCCGUUUUGUUGUAUUCCUCUGUCAUGUAGCUCAGCUAACCCUUGUUCACUACAGUAUGGUAAACGACCACUUCAGCCAGGCCGUGAUCGACUUUUUACUGGGCAACGUGACCGGCAAAGUAUUCGACGAAUUUGAGGCCGACAUGAUGACCAAAGACCCAGCAGUCUCCUUGGUCAAGAUGCGUGAAAGGGCGAUUGAGCUGUGUCAGAAGCGUGUGAUUGCCGAUCUCACGGAGGAGGUUCAUGGCGGCUGGGUGCUCAUCAGCCCGGAUAGCGCGGAUACACUCAAGUCUGUUGUCAUGCAAGAAAUCGUGCUUGUUCUAACAGAUGCAGCGUUAUAUCUUUGCCGAUUUGACUGGGACUUGGACAAGGUGUCCUCGUUUGAGCGGGUAAAUCUGGGCAAGAUCACAUCGCUCAAGUUUGGUACAUACAUCACGUCCACCAUUUCGCCAUCGCACACCGAUGAAGAGCGCAACGUAGGAUUUGUGGUUACGUAUGAACCGAGCAAAACGGAUGUGGUGCGAACUAAUACCCGAACGUUGUCUUCCAAUGGCGAUCUUGUCACGCCUACGGCAACACCAACAGAAGCACCACCCAAGAGUGAUAAGCGGUCCAGCGCCUUAUUUACCAGCUUGUUUGCAACACGUGAAUCUCCCAUAUCUCGCAGCUUUGCAUUUAAGGCACCGUAUAUAGACUCCUCUACAGCUGCCAAGUCAUCUGUUCCAACCCAGACUGAGAUUCAGCAAGUUGUCACCAUCUGCGCAGACAUAGAGCGGCUGGUGUUCCAGGCGCAGCGCAAGCCAGCACAGGAUGGAAACAGCACCAUCAUUGAAAAGGGGGACAUUAUCUCGCUAGAUGCGGCCAAACGCAACACGACAUUGUUUGAGCAGCUUGGCCACUCGCUCAAGAGACUAGUCUGGGCAUAGAGAGAUCUUACAAAAUAGUUGGACGGAAUUUUAUGUGAUAAUGAAUAGUAUUAAUAAUAGCAUUUAUCUUUUUU
[Torrubiella] hemipterigena is the source of this 3077-nucleotide messenger RNA. Lineage: Eukaryota; Fungi; Ascomycota; Sordariomycetes; Hypocreales; Clavicipitaceae. The record is from the annotation of a GenBank genome assembly.